Spirodela intermedia is the source of this 203-nucleotide messenger RNA. NCBI's taxonomy places the organism in Eukaryota, Viridiplantae, Streptophyta, Magnoliopsida, Alismatales, Araceae. The record is from the annotation of a GenBank genome assembly.
AUGGUGAAGAAACUUUUAUUUGCCAAUGAGGACACGGAAGGUUCAAAUAUUUAAUGCGAGAUAGUUAUUUCAUUAUUUCUUCAGAUAUUUAUUAGCUUUCGGAAAAAAUACUGGAAAUGGUGAAGAAGCUUUUAUUUGCUAUUGAGGGUACGGAAGCUACAAAUAUUUCAUGCGAGAGUGCUGAAUUUUAUGCUCAUUCUUAG